This is a messenger RNA of Closterium sp. NIES-67, 3664 nucleotides long. NCBI's taxonomy places the organism in Eukaryota, Viridiplantae, Streptophyta, Zygnematophyceae, Desmidiales, Closteriaceae. The record is from the annotation of a GenBank genome assembly.
GUGUUGAUUCACUCUCCCUCGCUGGCAGACCACACCGAGCCGUGCUUGUUUGCACCUAGGCGCCGCCUAGCCUAGGACCCGAUCCGUCAAGCAUUUAUUAUUGCAGCGCGAUAUUGAUCUCGUAUCUCGGCCGCGCCGUCAGCCAAGUGGGCUGAACAAUUUCCCGUUGUGCUAAAGAGGUCCAUUAUACGAUGCUAUUUAUUGGAGAGAGUUCUAUGCAUGUAAACAAUAUAUAGUAUUUCUGGCCGUUCGGUCACGAGCAACUUUGCGGUCUUACCUCGUCAUCGGCUCCCCGUCCAUGACAGGUACACCUGUCACCGUUGGGCUCUCGAAAGGUGUAGCUCAGGCUGUCGGCCCGAGCUCGUUGUUGUACGCGUUACAGACUACGGUCUCAAAGAGCAGCGUUGCUGCACAUUGCCGUGCCACCCUCAUCCCUACCCGCACUGAGACUAGAAUUCUAAGAAUCGCCCUUUAGAACUUCCUUAUUAUCCCGCUGGCAUGCCUGUGGAUACAGCGAACCGCUAUUUAGUCCACCCCCUACCCUGCUACUACUAGGAGUACUGCAUCGUUCCUAGUCCACAGUUCCGGGUUUUCCGCCGCAGAUGCUGCUGGCCAUGGCGGCGCGUGCGUCGCACGGGAAUCACCGUGAUGCGUCACGGCUGCGCGCCCGCUUCCGCGUCGUACGGCACGCGCGCCAGCGCCAAUCGCGGCCCGCGCGCGACGUGUACCUAGUUCCCGCGGCCUGCUACCUCAUGCUGCUUCUCGCCUCGUGCUACCCUCCCCUAGGCUCCGCAGACAUCCCCGCAUUGUCCGGCGCACGGGGAUACGCGGAAGGGGAAAAGGACGGGGGAAAGGGCGGGUGGAAAGGCGGAGGAGGAGAAGAAGGAGCGGAAGUGAGAGGAGCAGGGGGAGCGCGACAGGCGAGGUGGGGAGGGCAGGGGAGCGGAUGGGGGGGGCGUUUCUUGUCGUGGCCGUGGUCUUGGUCUGGGGCGGAAAGGGCGAUGUAUGAUUGGGCGAGUGGGCAGGUGAACGGGCAGGACUUUCAAAUGAACGAGCUGGAGGGGCAGGUGAACGGCCAGCAGAGUGCGAGGAGCGCUGAACAAAGGGGAGGGGCGGAGGCGGGAAGGCAAGGGAGAGACGAGCGCUGGGGUGCAGGAGGGGCCAUGGACGUGGAUGGUGACGUGGACGUGCCAGUGCGUGACUGUGCUAGAGUCCUGCUGAGCUCCGACCAAGAACUUCCGCCCCCCGCUGCUGGGAGUGCGGGCAGCAUCGCUGGCAGUGCGGGUGUUGCCAGUGGGCGUGCAGCAGCGCAUGGCAGCGCUGCAGGCGCUCUGAAUCCCGCCCUGCCCACCUCGCUCGGCUCCAGCGCCCCGCCAACCAACAAUGCUGUGUUCCGCGUCUUCUCGCCCUUCCAAUACGGCCCUCUGUACGUGACCGUGUCCAUGGGGUCGCCCCCUCGCCGCUUUGUCACGCUGGUCGACACCCUCUCCAGCCUCUCCUGGCUUGUCUGCGACUGCGCCCCCUCCUGCCCUGCCCCCUCCGGCAUCAUGCAGCAUCGGGCCGUCUAUGAGUCGUCAUCCUCUGCGGCGUACCGCCCUGUGGCCUGCAACUCCUCCUCCUGUCCCCAAGCCACCAUGUUCUCCUGCAAUGCUGCUGCUCAACCACCCUCCUCCGCCAGCAACAACAGCAGCAGCAGCAGCACUGUUGCGGCCACACCAUUUCCAUCAUCACCACCAGCUAUAGCAGCAGCAGCAGGUGGGGGAUGCGCGUUCAACGCCAGCAGCGGCGGGGCCGCCAGUGGCAGCUCGGGUGCUGUCAUCUCUGACCUGAUCUCGCUGCUCUCCACCGACUCCUUGCUGCGCCGGGCAAGAGUUACCUUUGGGUGCAGCAGCAGCAUCGACACAUCAGCGGACAAUGGCAUGGAUGGUGUGUUGGCUCUGGGCGCCCGCCCCUUCUCCAUCCCCGCACAGCUCGCCUCCCCCACCACCGAGAUCAGCGCUCCAACCCCUGUGCCUGGAGCAACUGCAGCAGCCACACUGCUUUCCACAACAGCAGGAGCACCAGUUGCAGCAGAGCCAGCAGCAGCAGCACCAGCGGCAGCAGCAGCACCUUUGGCCCCUUUGCCUCUGUCCUUCUCGCUGUGCUUUGACAGCGGUACGGCCCAGGGGGCGCUGGUGCUGGGGGACCCUCCCCACCCGGGCAAGCUCAAAACCACCUCCUUCAUGCUCGCGCCUAACAGCUCUCGCUACUACCUGAACGUGACUCAAAUGCGUGUGGGCUCCUCGCCCGUCCCCGCCAGUGACGGUUUGGGCAGCACGAGUGCGGAUGCGCACGGGGGCAUUGUGGUGGACACCAGCUUCCCCUACCUCGCCCUGCGGGCCCCCCUGCUGCUGCAACUCGUUGACCAGGUGUUCUCAGACCCGUCUCUCGUUCGUCAAGACGUGGACGGCUUCGCUUGCGCCACUCUUCCCAUCAGCAAGGCCACGAAUGAGACCUUCCCCCCGGUGGCGUUUGAUUUUCCCGACGCCAGCUACCUCGUGCAUCCCUCCACCUACCUCAUGCUCAACGGAGUCACAGCACCCAACGUGCUGCUGUGCCUGGCAGCCGUGCCGCUGCCAGAUGACUCCGUGCACAACGCGUACUUGGGCACGCAAUGGCUGGCGGACCACUAUCUGUGGUUCGACGUCGCGUCCCAGAAGCUGCACUUCAGAUCCAUCAACUGCUCCACUUGGGACUAUCUCAACACCACGUUGCCCCCCAAACCCCCUCCUGCUGCUCCACCCUCCACUGCGCCUGCUCCUUCACCCCUCGUCCAACCUCCUGCGUCCUCCCCCACCCAACCUCCUGCGCCCCCUCCUGCGUCCCCCCCCGCCCAACCUCCUGCGUCUCCCGCCGCCCAGCCUCCUGUGCCAAACCCCACGCAAUCCCCCGCGUCCCAACCUCCUAGGCCAACCCCUGCCCAACCCCCUGCGCCCCCUCCUGCAUCUCCCCCCACGCAACCUCCUGCCUCCCCCCCCUUACAACCUCCUGCCUCCCCCCCCACCCAAGCUGCUGCAUCCCCCCCCACUCAACAAACUCCCCCCACACUUUCCAACAUGCCCCCUCCUUCACCUCCCUCUUCUCCUGCACCUUUCUCUGCACCUCCGCCAUCCCCGCAACCCCCCGCUCUCUCGCUCUCUCCACCGGCUGCUCCUCCUGAAUUGAGUCUGCCCAGUGGUGGUGGCAGCAGCAGCAAUGGCAGUGGUGGCAGUAGUAGCAGCGGCAAUAGUGGCAGCGAGAGCAACAGCAACUUGAUGGCAAAAUCAGCUGCUAAGCGAUACACCUUGCCAGGUGCAACAUGGGAUGGUUCAAUAACUUAUAUCCUCUUUGCUUCUUUGGCUUCGACUUUUGCUCUCCAUUUUUGCGGAUGCGGCCUUCGGUAACUGCCAAGGAGAUGCGAACACAUCGUGUUGUCCAAUUUUGUAAUGUGUUGUUACAUGUGUUUAUGAUCUAUAUAAGUUACUGUAUCUCGCUGAUUGCUUCCCUCUUCUAGACUCGAGUCUUGUCCGAAAGUAACGUUGGCUAUGAUGUUGCGGAGUGUCAAACACGUGUAUCUCCUAUGUUUGCAUCGACUGUAUAGGGCCACCUCUUAGAGGGUACAACACUUGGUAGGUAUAUUCACCUG